AUGGCGACCACUCAUGUCCACUCGGCAAAUGCGACAGUCUCCAAUGCUCCAUCCCAUCCAGGAGUUUUAUUUGUUGAGAGACUCCCAGGUUCCUUUGCCUCUCGCCUUGUUUCUCUCAAGCCUUUCAAGCCCGGCGACGUCGUUGCUCGCCUCGAAGGUCUUACCGUCGGACCUAAAGCCUACAGCAGCGUUCAAUGUGGGACGGGAGACGAUGAGCACGUAGAACUCAACUCCGAUUUGCUCUACAUGAAUCAUUCGUGCGAACCAAACGUCGUUGUAGAUGUCUCCUCUUCUGACAGACAUAAUUGGCACGUUCGUGCUGUCAAGGACGUGCGUGUCGGGGAUCUACUUUGCUUUUUCUAUCCCAGCACGGAAUGGGACAUGGAGCAGCCCUUUGAUUGCACUUGCGGUGCAAGGACCUGCCUGAAGACCAUCAAAGGCGCACGCUACCUUUCACGUGAAGAACUCGGUCGGCGAAACUUUAUCAAUGCACAUAUCUGGAAAAUGGUACAGGAGAGAGACAAUACAGGCAAUAAUGUCCCCAUCAAAGCCAAAUUGUAA
This is a messenger RNA of Serendipita indica DSM 11827, 561 nucleotides long. The record is from the annotation of a GenBank genome assembly. Lineage: Eukaryota; Fungi; Basidiomycota; Agaricomycetes; Sebacinales; Serendipitaceae.